Naegleria gruberi is the source of this 1299-nucleotide messenger RNA. RefSeq lists its product as uncharacterized. The coding region runs from base 1 to 1299 and encodes 432 amino acids. The transcript has a single exon. The record is from RefSeq and is a predicted model, not a curated record. Gene Ontology annotation, cellular component: membrane. Lineage: Eukaryota; Heterolobosea; Eutetramitea; Acrasida; Naegleriidae. Gene Ontology annotation, molecular function: phosphotransferase activity, for other substituted phosphate groups. Gene Ontology annotation, biological process: phospholipid biosynthetic process.
AUGGGUAAUACAAUGAAAGAGGAAGGUUCAUCUUCUUCUACAUCCUUAGUAGGAGGAUCGUCGGUUUAUAUAAGUGAUGAGGGGGUUUCGAAUUUGAGCCAUUAUAAACCCUCAUCACAAUUGGAUUAUUCAUUUAUUUCAAAGAUUUUGAAUCCGUAUUGGAAUUAUGUUGCUACAUUGUUUCCUGAUUGGAUGGCACCGAAUACAAUUACUCUGAUUGGAUUUUUGGCUGUUGUUUUUACAUUUCUUGCAACAAUUUAUACGAAUGAUAGUGCAGAGCAUCGUUGGAUUUAUCUGAUGAAUGCAAUUGCAUUGUUUUGGUAUCAAACAAUGGAUGCUUGUGAUGGAAAACAUGCCAGAAGAACACAAACUUCUUCACCUCUUGGAGAAUUAUUCGAUCAUGGUUGUGAUUCAAUUAAUUCUCUAAUGCAAACAGUGUUGGCUUUGGCUGCAAUGCAAUUAUUGAAUGUGGAUGAUGCUUGGAUUUGUUUUGUAACAUUGUUAACUGUAACUGCCAUGUUUUACAUUUCAAUUUGGCAACAGUACCAUACUGCAGUAUUGAAUUUUCAAAACUUUUCUGGACCAACCGAGGGUCAAUUUGUAGUCAUGAUUGUCAACUUGGUUGUAUUUGCAUUCGGACCUAUUGUAUUCAAUGAUAACUUGAUUCACUUGAUUCUAGGUAAUGUGGACGAAUCCAGUAUGUUGUAUAGUUUGUCGAAGAGCGAGUUUGUCAAAUUGAAGUAUAUUAUCAUUUUUGGAGUCAAUGUGUCUACCAUUACUGGAGUAUUCCAAUGUUUAAGAGAUACAAUCCAGUCAAUUAACAAUACACAUGAUUUGGAAAAUUCAAAUGGACAAGAAAAGAGAAUGAACAAAACUCCUGUUUUUAAAUCUCUCUGUUCCUACCUAGUGUUUGCUUUGGUAUUUACCGUUUGGAUUCUCAUAUCUGGUAGUAAGCAAACGUUGGAAAGAAAUCUCUUGUCGGUUCUCUAUUCCUACGGCAUGUUUCAUGCAUACAUAGUAACAAGGACCAUAUUGGCCAGAGUUUGUGAUAUGACCAUUCCAACUCUUAUGCCAGUUCUGUAUUUCCUAAUUGUUGGAUUGUUGAACACCCUAUUUGGAAUUAUGAAAGGAGGAAAUGCCAUUCUAGAUGAAGGAUUAUAUUUGAAUAUUUUGGUCAUUGUGACCACUAUUAUGUAUACUCAUCUGGCCUAUGAUGUCAUUUCCACAUUAACUGCACACUUGGGAAUUUAUUGUUUUAGUGUGCAAAAAAGGAAUCCAAUCAAUCCAACCUCAAAAUAA